Ochlerotatus camptorhynchus is the source of this 4393-nucleotide messenger RNA. Its product is annotated as protein dead ringer-like. Gene Ontology annotation, cellular component: nucleus. Gene Ontology annotation, biological process: regulation of transcription by RNA polymerase II. The transcript has 10 exons. The record is from RefSeq and is a predicted model, not a curated record. Gene Ontology annotation, molecular function: DNA binding. Lineage: Eukaryota; Metazoa; Arthropoda; Insecta; Diptera; Culicidae. The coding region runs from base 474 to 3473 and encodes 999 amino acids.
GCAGCAGCAGCAACGGGUCGAGCGCGGUCACUAUUCAAUGCCUACCAAGUUGUUUAUCGCAGGAAAAAUAAAAAACUAUUAGCCAAAGCGUCAUCGCUGUGUGGUCUCUGUUCGAUAUAGGUAAUAACUACCUACUUACUUGCUGCAAUGGUUGAUGUGAGCGCUAGACAAAACAAAGUCUAAAUUGGAAAACUGCAAACACAAAAAAAAAGGUCGAGUGUGCGGUAAACAAGCCUCCCCGGAAUCAAUUAAUAGUUUCAUUUUAGCAGCAUGAAAUUCGACUGAUGUGUGAUUAGUGUGGUGAAGUGGCGGAUAAACAAUAGCAAUAACGUAACGGAACGGGAAAUUGAGUUGGCCUCCGAUAAUUAUUGUUUGCGUCGAUUAUUCGCAGUUUGGUGCUUUGAUCCAAACGAUUAGUGCCAAGCGAUUAGUGUGUGCGGUAAUUUUCUGGUGUUUUUAAAAUUCUGUGACAAAUGCGAUCGAAAAAUCCUCUCCCCCUGCCGGCUUACGAUGCCGAUGCCGAUGCCGAUGGGGAGAUGGAACUCCGCGAUGAUCCUGAACGAACAGAUCGAGUUGGAAAUGACUCAACGCUGAACUGUGUCGAAGAAGACGAAGAUCUACGGCGUCGUCUUGGUCCUGGCCCUGGCAAAGGUGAAUCAAAAGUUGACAUUAAUGUGAGCCAGAUCAGCGGGAAAGAUCAGCAUCAUCAUCAGCAGCAGCAGCAGCAAGAGCAAGAGCAUCAUCAGCAGUCGUCGUCGGCCCAGAAGAUGACAUCCGGGAUGGAGUUUGGCCGCAGUCCAGACCAUCACUCAGAGCUGAACUCCCACUCGCCUCAGUUUGGCCAGAACCAUCCGCUGGGCGUCCUCGGGAACCUGACGGCGUUGAAUAUGAACGUGCAGAAUCUGUCCGGGCUAACGGCGGCGGCUGCAGCGGCCGGAUUGGGCAGCCUACAACAGCAGCAUGGUGACGUGCUGGAAAAAUUGAAGAUGCAAGUGCGCGACAUGAAGGUGGGACUCGGAAUGGGGGAUCAGAGUGAUUUCGCUGCGUUGCAUGCCAGUUUCAGUGCUAGUGCUAGUGCUUUGCAGCAACAGCAACAACAGCAGCAACUUCAAGCCGGAAAUGGCAGUGUUUUCGGAAGUGGCAGUAGUGGAGGUGGUAUCAGUGCUAUUGGUGAUCAUAGGGUUGUGGGACAAAACAGUGGCGGAGGUGGAGGAGGGGGAAGUGCGAACAGUAACGGGGGCAGCUAUUCGUUCACAUUGCCCAAUGCGCCGGUCAGCAAGGAUGGCACUCCCGGUUCGAAUUCGUCAACGUCCAGCGAGACGUCCAAUUCUUCUCAACAGAACAACGGCUGGAGCUUUGAAGAGCAGUUCAAACAAGUCAGACAGCUAUACGAAAUCAACGAUGAUCCCAAGCGGAAAGAGUUCCUCGAUGAUCUCUUCCUGUUUAUGCAGAAACGAGGAACUCCAAUCAACCGCCUACCGAUCAUGGCCAAAUCGGUGCUGGAUCUGUACGAGCUGUACAAUUUGGUGAUUGCCCGCGGCGGACUGGUCGAUGUGAUCAACAAGAAGCUCUGGCAGGAAAUCAUCAAGGGACUGCACCUUCCCUCGAGCAUCACCAGUGCGGCCUUUACGCUGAGGACACAGUACAUGAAGUAUCUCUAUCCGUACGAGUGCGAGAAGAAGAACCUGAGCUCCCCGGCCGAACUGCAGGCCGCGAUCGACGGGAAUCGACGCGAGGGUCGACGCUCCAGCUAUGGACAGUUUGAUUCGCCAACGGUUCAACGUUCGCCCAUUCCACAGGGCAUUCAGCAAAUGUCGCCCCUAUCGCUGGUUACCCACGUCAACCAGCAGCAGCACCACCGCCUCCUGGGGGCACCGAACGUGGGCCAGAUUCCGAACAUUCUGCCGGCGGAGUUCGAACAGCGCAUGCUCGACUACAUCAAACUGUUCCAGCCGAAGGAGAUGAAACGCGAACAGAGCCCGGAACAGCAGAUGACCCCGCGGGAUGCCCUGAAUGCGCUGGAAAUGUCCCGCGUCGCUCUGUGGAACAUGUACAACAACAACACCAGCCCGCCGAACUCGCUCAACACCAGCCCACCGGAGAUGCAAAGUCUCUUCCAUUACAGGGAAGCCCUGAAUCUGGCCGAAUCCCCACCGCAUCACAUGUCGAUCAAGCGCGAACGGGAACACGCGAUGGACUUCACUUCGGACCGCUCCUCGGCUCGUGACUAUCACAGUGGCAUUCCACCGGCAAAGCGCAGCAACAACAACUCGAUUGCGGCCGUCGCCGUCGCUGCUCAACUUCAACAACAACAACAACAGCAACAACAGCAGCAGCAACAGCAACAACUUCAGCAACAGCAACUGCACGGCCAUGUCCGUUCGUUGACCCCACAAAAGCUGAACAUAUCCUCGCACGAUGAAGAUGAUGCCCGAUCCGAUGGUACCCCGAUCAAUCUGCGCGGGGAAAACGGUCUCCGUCACCACGAGGAGGACAUCCCCGACGAGGAGGAAGAGGAAGAAGACGAAGACAUGUCCAUGACUGACGAGGCACAUCCGCUGGCAUUGAACAGAAUCACAGAGCAUGCUGCGGCACUGGCGGCCGCCCAAAGGGAACGCGAACAGGUCCAGGUGAACCAUUUGGCCAGUCUUAAUCUGAGCCUGUUGGAGCGGGAACGGGAACGCUGUGGCAGUGCGGACAAGUUGAAGCGCCAGCAGCAGUUGCAGUUGGAACAGCUUCAGAGGGAACAGUUGCUGCACCAUCAGCAGCAGGCACAGCAGUUGCAGCGGGAAAGGGAGCGAGAGUUGCAACGGGAACGGGAGCGGGAGCUCCAGAAACAACAGCUGCACUCGGAACAGAGCCGUCAAAAUGGAGACCGGUUGAGCGGGGCCGGAUUGGACAACGGAAGUAGCAACACCAGCACCAGCAGUGACCAUCAGAAUCGGUCGUCGGGGCCGACGCAGCAGGAGGCGUGCGGUUCCGGCGGAGGAGUGACGAACGGCAUUAUGGGCAUGCAGUUCAAGCUGAUCAGUCGAGGUGACGCCUCGAAGGGCGACCAGCAGCUGGUGGUCUCGAUGGAAUUCAAUGGCAUCCAGUACGAGGGUGUCCUGUUCGCAAACCCUUCGUCCUCGCCCAAGUCCUCAUCCUCGCAAACGAUGGCAGCCACAUCCACAUCAUUGGCCAGUAGUAGCAUCGCCGUCGCAGCAGUCCCAUCAUCCAACCAGCCAUCGUCGUCAUCGCUCCUGGUAACGGCUCCCACCGGUGGAAUGCCACUGACGACGACGUUGUCGUCAUCAUCUUCGUCGUCACCGGUCGGCAGCAGUAGCGGCCACAGUUCCACCUCGGCAGCUUCGCCAAUCGUAUCGCCGGCCAAGACGGGCACUUCCUCGAUAGGCGGCGACGAAACGAUGGCAACCGGAUCCUCAACGGUGGUCCUGCCGCCGGUCGUUGCCCCGAGGCCACUAGUUUCCUAGGCAUAUUAGUCUAUGCUGACUCUCUGUUUUUUUACUAAGUUUAAAACGCUUCCUUCCCGCCGGAAGGAAGCUACCAAAUCUCGCAAUCCAGAUAAUGUGUCUCUUAUUUUCGGGCUCUCGAAUGUUGCAUUUUUUUUUUUCGUUCAUAAAGUAGAAAAGGAAUCUAUUUUAAAAAAAUAAUUAGUAAAAUAAGACAACUAAAUUUUAGUGGCAUGAAAUGAGCGAAAGCGGAACAAAACUUCGAUCAGUGCACAUGUGCGCAUGGGAAAGCGCCCUGUUUGGUUGAAGCUGCCAGGUGGCAGCACGAAGCAAUCAGCAGUUGGGAAAUACACGGUCGUUCAGACUCGCUCAAAAUUGAAUCGAGUCAAUUAAAUUUCGGCAAAAGCUGGUUUACUCAAAAGUGAAUUGUAUUUUCCGGACUUUUCCAGGAGCAAAAUCGAUCGCAAAUGAGAACGACCCAAAUUACUCAUAAUCUCAAAAAGUGCAGGAACUCAGCGGUGAAAAAAAUUACUCAUCGCUUCGUUCCUGAACUUUUUGCGAUUUAUGAGUAAACUAAACUCAAAUUUGGGUUAUUCUAAUAUACUCCCAAACGGAGUAAAAUUUUCAUGGAUUUCGAGAAGUUUUACCAACCCAUUUCCGAGUAAAUCCAGUUUUGUCGAAAUUGAGUUGACUCGACUCCAUUCGGAGUUGGUCUGAUCGACCGUCAAAGGCGCUCGCGAUGCAAGAAAAGCUCUGCGCCGGAAAUCGAACCGGUUCGCACGCGGAAAACACUGAACGAAAGCAACACUUUUGAACCAAAAAUUAUUUUUAAUUUUUUUUAUUAUAAUAAAUUUUCAUUGACAGAAAAGGAAAAUGUUAGUCGGAAUUGUAAUGCCAGGAAAGUAAACAGCAAUCUAUCACUAUAUGCAGCGCAGUGUUUG